AAAAAGUGCCUAAACUAAGUAAGUGAUAGAAAAAUUAAAAAAAUAAAACAAGCUUAACCUACCAGUGUCUUGGGCUGCACAAAAAAUGAGAUCAAUAACCGACGAAGACGAACAGCGCUACCGGCGCGCGCAACAGGAGUUCAUUUCAAAUCUCGGCGGGAGCGCGCCGCAGGAAAUAAUAAUCGUUAUUCUGCCAAGUAUAUUGACAAUUCUUCUUUUAUCAACAAUCACCUCGGUAUUGAGUAACAAAACGUUAAUAAAUAACAAAAUAGUUCGUAAUUUUUUACCAAUUGUAGAAUUUAUUAUCACAAUAACUCCAUCCAUUUUAAGCCUGACAAUUUUGUCAGACUACACUCUAAUAAUAACUUUAGUAAUAAUAAUUACAAUUAUGAUUAAUUACUCGAUAAUUUACAAAUUUCGUAACAAAUUGUCUGUAAAUAUUAAUAAUAAUUUAAACAAUUGUAAAAAUAGCGGAAGAAAACAUUUUCUUACAAAUUUUCGAGCGCUAACAAACAUAUUAACUUGUAUUUGUAUUUUAGCUGUUGAUUUUAAAAUUUUUCCGCGUAAAUUCGCUAAAACAGAAAUUUACGGCUAUAGUUUGAUGGACGCAGGCGUAGGAAUGUUUAUUAUCGCCAAUGCAAUAGUAUCUCCUCAAACAAAAGACUUUACUUCUAACAACAGCAACAAUAGUAAUAAACAUUUAAGAGUAAUCCGGAAGUUUGCGCUGAAUGCGAAGAAAUGUACAAAGGACACAGCGCCGCUACUAAUUUUAGGUAUCGGGCGUAUUUUAGCAGUCGAGUAUUCCGAUUACCAGAAGCAUGUUUCGGAAUACGGCGUCCAUUGGAACUUUUUCUUAACGUUGGCGUUUGUUAAAAUAUUCAUUAGCACAAUAACGAGCGCUAUUAGCUCGCGAUUCGCGUUGAUAUCAGGUCUGUGGAUACUGGUAAUGCACGAGUACGCAUUGAACACAAAAGGCUUAAAGGAAUGGUUGCUGGGCGACACUCCGCGGAAUGAUUUCGUGUCAGCUAAUCGCGAAGGUAUUGUAUCAGUGCCAGGUUAUGUUGGCCUGUAUCUAGUUGGAAUUGCGCUGGGAAGGUUAAUUUACUCGACUUAUGAUAAUAGUGAAAAUAAUAAUGGCAAUUAUGGACUCAUGAAGCGAUUUGGAGUAAAUAUGAUGUUGCUCGGAAGAAAAGUAUCGUUUGAGUACACAAAAGCGAUGGUUUUGUGUGUUAAAUUGUCGAUCAUAGCGCCACAGGCGUGCGGAUUGGUCAUUUUGAACAAUUGGCUGUUUGGAGUUUCCCGACGCAUGGCCAAUUUUGGCUACUGCGCAUGGGUUAUUACGCUUAGUACCAUUUUGUUGACUUUAUUGUUACUUGUUGAGAUACUGAUUGAUAUUUUGAUCUUUAUUGUGACUGACGGCAGCAAGGAGGCUGAUAAAAGUAAAGAUUCAGCUAAGAAGAGAAAGAAUGUUAAAUUUGAUGAUAAGUUUAUGAAUGAUUGUUCUAACAAAGAUAUUAGCGAAGAAAUUAACCUAAAAUGUCCGACUAUCUUCCAAGCUGUUAAUUAUAACGGACUUGUCUUCUUUUUAAUCUCAAAUUUGUUAACUGGGAUUGUUAAUUUGAGAAUUAAGACUUUGUAUGUCAACGAGUACAAUGCAAUUUUUCUUAUUUGCUCAUAUGUUGCCAUUUGUAUUUUUAGUGUUUUUAUAUUUUAUCGUUAUAAUAUUAAAUUGAAAUUGUAA
Molecule: messenger RNA, 1741 nt
Organism: Cotesia glomerata
Lineage: Eukaryota; Metazoa; Arthropoda; Insecta; Hymenoptera; Braconidae
Product: GPI-anchored wall transfer protein 1-like
Exons: 1
Coding region: 86-1741 (551 amino acids)
Biological process (GO): GPI anchor biosynthetic process; protein localization to plasma membrane
Cellular component (GO): membrane; endoplasmic reticulum
Molecular function (GO): glucosaminyl-phosphatidylinositol O-acyltransferase activity
Source: RefSeq, a predicted model, not a curated record